CAGUUUCAGGAGCGUUGGGGCACACUUUUCUUACGAGAAAGGAUCCACAGAUAUCAGCGAUAAAACAACUUCCGAGCAGCUUGAGUGGGUAAUUCCUGGAGGACGGGAAGCGCAGGCAACAACGGGGAGCCGUCGUUCAACCGGGAAAACGACGGAUUUAUCUCGCAAACCCCACUGACGAUGAGCUAGCGACACGAUGAGGAGGAUGAAGCAGCGCGUGCUGCUCGCCUGGCCAUGGUUGUGGCUGUGGCUGUUCGCGGCCACAGCGGGUUCCCCGUCUUCCGACGCGUUCGCAUCGACCACGUUUUCCUCGUCGGCAAGCGGCGGCGGGGGCGUCGGAUCGGUGACCAAACCGUUUUCCCAGACAAUCCCGACGUCCACGUCCGCGUCGCUCACCGAGGACUUGACGAGCCCACGCGAUCGCGAGUUUCGAUUCACCCAGACCUCGUACAAUGUCUCGAUCCCGGAGAACUCGAUCGGGAAGACGUACGUGGUUCCGGACGAGAGAAUGGGUAUAAAGCUAGCAUCGUUGGACAGUAGCCUGGACGUCAGGUUCCGUAUAGCGAGCGGCGACCGCGACAAAUUCUUCAAAGCGGAGGAGCGGACCGUCGGGGAUUUCUGUUUCCUUCUGAUUCGGACUCGAACCGGUAACGUGGACGUGUUGAAUCGCGAGCGAAAGGAUCGUUACGUGCUCGAAGUGCGCGCCACGGCGACCAGGGGGGACGGUAAGAACAGAGUGACCAUCCUGGAGGCGGACACGACGGUGGUCGUGACGAUCCUGGACACGAACGACCUGAACCCGCUCUUCUAUCCGACCGAGUACGAGGCAACCAUAACGGAGGACACGCCUCUGCACCGCAACAUACUCAGGGUAAUAGCCGAGGACGCCGAUCUCGGGAGGAACGGCGAGAUUUAUUACAGCUUCGCAGAGGAGACCGAUCAGUUCGCCGUUCACCCGGUCAGUGGGGUAAUAACGCUCACCAGGCCGCUCAGGUACUCGGAACGCCCGAUCCACGAGCUGAUGGUUCUGGCGAAGGACCGGGGGGCUCUGUUCCGCGGAGGCAGCACCAACCGGGCCAGCACCGCGAAAGUAACAAUCAAAGUGCGUCAAGUGAACCUUCAUUCUCCAGAAAUUUCCGUGCACCAUCUGCCCGACAUCGUGGAACACUCGAACGCGGACAUCUACGCGAUCGUGCAUGUGGCGGACAACGACGAAGGCGUCCACGGUCAGAUCGCGAGCUUGGACAUCGUGGGUGGCGACCCAGCGGGUCACUUCAGAGUGCGUCCAGCCGGUAGCCCGUAUUCCGGUGAAUACAACAUCGAGGUAUUGCAUCUGCUGGACCGGGAGACGGCGGUCCAGGGUUACAAUUUGACGUUGCGAGCGAUGGAUCGCGGCGUGCCGCAGAGACUCAGCUACAAGUUCGUCCCGGUGCACCUGGCGGACCUGAACGACAACGCGCCGGUGUUCAGUCGCGAGAUCUACGAGGUGAAGGUCCCGGAGACGGCUCCCAUCAACACGCCGGUGAUCAGGCUGAAGGUGACGGACGCUGACGAGGGUAAGAACGCGUUGGUGUUCCUGGAGAUCGUAGGCGGGAACGAGGGCGGCGAGUUCUACGUGAACGCGGAGACGGGGAUGCUGUACACCGCGGCGAACCUUGACGCGGAGAAGAAGGCGUUCUACACGCUGACGGUGUCGGCGAUCGAUCAGGGGAACGCGGGCAUGAGGAAGCAAUCGUCGGCCAAAGUGAAGAUCAACGUGGUGGACACGAACGACAACGAUCCCACGUUCGAGCAGACGGACAUGGAGGUAUGGAUCGACGAGAACGAGCCGGCGGGCACCCUGGUGGUGAAAAUCACCGCGAAGGAUCGUGACUCGGGCGAGAACGCUUACAUCUCGUACAGUAUCGACAAUAUCCAAAAGGUGCCGUUCGAGAUCGACCAUUUCUCCGGGAUCGUGAGGACCAAGCAGGUGCUCGAUUACGAGACCAUGAAGAGGGACUAUCUGCUGCACGUACGGGUCAGCGACUGGGGGCUGCCGUACCGUCGACAGGCGGAGAUGCAGCUGCACGUGAAAGUUCGGGACGUGAACGAUAACAGGCCGCAGUUCGAGCGGAUCGAUUGCACCGGCCACGUGCCGCGUUACGUGCCAAUCGGAUCGGAGAUCAUCACCGUGUCCGCCAUCGACUUCGACGCCGGGAACAUCAUCAGCUAUCGCAUCGUGUCGGGUAACGAGGACGGUUGCUUCGCCCUGGACUCGGCCAGCGGCGUGCUGGCGGUGGCCUGCGACCUCUCCGACAUCAAGUCCACCGAGAGGAUGGUGAACGUCACCGCGACGGACGGCACGCAUUUCGCGGACGUGAACAUGGUGCACAUGCAUCUGGUGAACGCGAAGAGGAACCUGGGCUCCCAGGGGAGGAUACUGUCGGACCAGAGCGGGGCGUUCGAGUGCCACGACACCGGUGUCGCGAGACGGCUGACGGAGGCGAUCGCCGCCGCGGAGAAGAACAACAUGCCCUCGAAGGACGACGAUUACACGCUGACGCCCAGCCGGUACGGCGAGAACGUGCACGCGCCCGAGUUCAUCGAUUUCCCCAACGAGAUCAAAGUGAACGAAUCGGCGAGGAUUGGAACGACCCUGGUCGAGAUACGCGCCAGGGACAGGGACCUGGACUACAACGGGAAGCUGGUGUAUUGCAUAUCCGGCGGCGAUCGUGACUCGGUGUUCGGCGUCGAUCCCGACACCGGCGACCUGAACGUGAUCGGUUACCUGGACAGGGAAAGGGAGAGCGAGUACUUUCUGAACAUCAGCGUGUACGAUCUGGGCAAGCCGCAGAAGUCGUCGUCGAGGAUGCUACCGAUCACGAUACUCGACGUGAACGACAACGCGCCGAAAUUCGAGAAGUCCCUGGCCAGCUUUCGGAUCUCGGAGACAGCUCUGAACGGGACCAACGUGUGGCGGGCGAACGCCACCGACGCCGAUCUCGGGGAGAACGCGCGCGUCACGUACUCCCUGGUGACCGAGACCAACGACUUCCGCGUGGAUCCCAUGACCGGGGUGCUGAGCGUUUUCGGGAGAUUGGACAGGGAGAGGCAGGAGAUCUACGAAUUGAGGAUACGGGCGCAAGAUAACGGCGGUAAAGGGCCGGACAUGCCGCCGUUGCACUCGGAGGCGUUGGUCAGAGUCACUGUGGACGACGUGAACGACAAUGCGCCGACGUUCGCGUUGUCCAGUUACACGGUGAAGAUACGGGAGGACGUGCCCGUAUGGACGGUGGUGGCGAUCGUGGACGCGACCGAUCCGGACGAAGGCGCCGGCGGUGAUAUCGAGUACUUCCUGUCGGACGCCAUCGAGAGCGAGGGCUACUUCAAAGUCGACAAAGUGUCCGGUACCAUCAGGACUACCCAGAGCCUGGACUUCGAGGAGCGUCAAGUGCACACUCUGACGAUAGUGGCUAAGGACAGAGGCGAGCCGUCCCUGACCUCCGAGACGAUGGUUAUAAUCGAAGUGGUAGACGUGAACGAGAAUCUACACGCGCCGGUGUUCGACGAUUUCGUUGUGUCCGCGAGUGUGUUCGAGAAUCAACCCGUCGGGACGCUGGUCACCACCGUGCACGCCAAGGAUGCUGACCCCCUCGGCGGUGACUCCAGGAUCGGAUACACCAUUCGUGGCGGCGACGGGAUCGGGAUCUUCUCCAUUGAUAACGAAGGUAAUAUCAGGACCAGAGCCGUGCUGGACGUGGAAUCGAAGAGAGGAUACUGGCUGACGGUAUUCGCCCAGGAUCACGGUGUGGUGCCACUGACUUCGAGUUUGCAGGUGUACGUGGAGGUGUUGGACGAGAACGACAACACCCCGUUGACCGAGGUUCCGGUCUACUAUCCGUCCGUGGCGGAAAACUCACCGGCGGGCGUGAACGUUCUGCAGAUACGGGCGUUCGAUCGCGACGUCUCUCCCCAACAAUUCACCUUUUCCAUCACCAGUGGCAAUCCGGAGGGUUAUUUUCUCAUCAACUCUACCACCGGCUUGAUCACGACCAGCGGCAGGAAACUCGAUCGAGAGAAUCAGGCGGAGCACGUUCUGGAGGUGACAGUGAAAGACAACGGACGACCGUCUCUGUUGUCGACGACCCGUGUGGUGAUCGCGGUGGCGGACAUAAACGACCACGGACCGGAGUUCGAGCAAAAAUUCUACACCGUUCAGAUCCCGGCCUCUCCUUCGAUCGACAAACCACUCUUCCAGAAAUCGAGGAACCGCUCGCGGGAGUUCGACCUCUCGAUCGAUACGUUACUAGAGAAUGGAACUUGGGAGACAUUUAGCCCCGACACCUUGUCAGGAGAUCGUAUCUUCAGGGUUCUCGCGAACGAUAAAGACAUUGGCGAUAAUGGAAAAAUCCAGUAUAGCAUCAAGGGUGGCCGAGGCAAGGGCAAGUUUAAGAUCCAUCCCACCACGGGGAUGGUGUACUCCCAACGUGGGUUCGAUGCCGGACAGGAAUACGAAAUGAUGAUAAGGGCCGCCGACAGCGGGGAACCGCAACGUAGUCAUCAAACACGGGUAUCCGUGCAAGUUGUCGAGGUUCCUAAGGAAUCCAAGAACCCGCCAGUCUUCAAGAUGAACAAUCAAAGCGUCGAGGUCACGGAGAGCGACGAGGUCGGCUUCCUCGUGGCUCUUGUGCAGGCUACGGACAAGGACGGUGACUCCUUGUGGUACGAUAUACUCGACGGCGACAAGCGAGACGAGUUCUUCAUCGGGCGCGACAACGGGAACGUGCUGCUGGCGAAGAAGCUCGACUGGGAGACGCAGAACUUCUACAAUCUCACGAUCGGCGUGACGGAUAGCGUGCACACGGUUGUGACGCAGCUGCUGGUCACGGUGAUCGAUAUCAACGAUCACAGACCGGAGUUCACGGAGGGCACGUAUCGCGUGGACAUCUCGGAGAACGUUGAGAAGGGCGAGAAGAUUCUGCAGUUGCACGGAACCGACGAGGACGAGGACAAGAGGGUGUUCUAUAGUCUGCACGCCGCCCAGAGCCAGGCGUCCCUGGAGAUCUUUCGCGUGGACUCGGUGUCGGGUUCCGUGACCUUGAACGAGGUCCUGGAUAGGGAAACGAUCGAGGAGCACGUGCUGACCGUGAUGGUCAAGGACCAAGGGACCCCCGCGAAACGAAACUACGCGAGGGUGGUGGUGACCGUGCACGAUCACAACGAUCACGCGCCGGAAUUCAUCAGCGAGAUCAUCCAAGGAAAGGUGUACGAGACGUCGCCGAUCGGGGCCGCGGUGGUCCAGGUCUGCGCCAUAGACAGAGACCGAGGGGACAACGCGAAGAUCACCUAUUCGAUCACUUCUGGCAACGUGGGCAACAUGUUCUCCAUCGAGCCCGAUCUGGGCGUGAUCCGUGUCGCGCGCGAACUGGACCUAGCGGUCUCCUCGGAAUACAUUCUGCUGGUGAAGGCCACGGAUCACGGUUCCCCGGCCCUAGCGAACACCGUGCCGGUGCACGUGAUGGUCACCAUGGCCGACAACGCUCCGCCCCGUUUCAUCCAGAAGGAGCUGUCCGCGGAGAUAUACGAGAACCAGCAACUCGGUACGUACGUGAAACACGUGGAGGCCAGAAGCACGUCCUCGUUGCAGUUCGAGAUAGUCGGCGGCAACAAGGACGACACGUUCUUCGUGAACCCCAGCACGGGCAUCAUAGUGAUCAAGAACGAGCUGGACUACGAGACGACGAAGUUCUACAAUCUGACGGUGGCCGCAACCAACAUGGCUAGCGCUAGGGCGCGGUGCAGUGUGAUCAUUCACGUGCUGGAUCGAAACGACAACGCGCCGCGGUUCCUGCAGGCUACCUACAGCGGAGAGAUCAGCGAAGGAGCGAGCAUCGGCUCCCUGGUACUCACCAACGCGAGCACGCCGCUGGUGAUCAAGGCCGAGGACGCUGAUUCCGAGCUGAACGCUUUGUUGAAUUACGAUAUCGUCGAGGAUCUACCGCGAAAGUACUUCCACAUCGACUCGAGCACCGGCGCCAUCAGGACCGUGAUGGUGCUGGAUCACGAGAGCAUACCGAAGUUCACAUUCCACGUCAAGGUCUCCGAUUUGGGAAAGCCUAAGCUCCUGUCGGAGACCACCGCCAAGGUGAUGAUCGUGGUCACGGACGUGAACGACUGUCCACCCACGUUCCUGGAGAACGACUAUAACACUACUCUGCUAUUGCCCACUUACAAAAACGUCGCUGUCGUUCAAGUGAACGCCGUGGAUCCGGAUAGUUCCGAGGGGGUCGCGCUCAGGUACGAUAUCAUCGACGGGAACAAGGGGCACACGUUCGAUAUAGACGCUCAAACCGGCGUCAUCACGGUUUAUAACCCGGAACGCAUGAAGAAAAGUUACCUCCUGCGGGUCCGUGUCUCCGACGGGAAGUACUCGAGCGUCGCCCAGGUAAAUGUGAUGGUCGAGAAGUCGGAGAACUCCGGACUGGUGUUCCAAAAGGACAUCUACGAGGGAACGAUCCCGGAAAACUCGACGCGGACCACGACCGUCGCGGUCGUGAACGUUCUCGGCAGCAUCCUCAACGAGCACAUAGUCUUCGGUAUACUGAACCCCACGGACAUGUUUGUAAUUGGAUCGACGUCGGGGGCGAUCAGAACAACGGGGAUUAGAUUCGACCGUGAAGUUUGCGACCAUUACGAGCUGAUUGUGGAAGCGAAGAGUCAGAUGCCGGACAGAGCGAAGCCCAGAGUGGCGCACGUGAUCGUCAACGUCACAGUGCUGGACAUCAACGAUAACUGCCCGAUGUUCGUCAAUCUUCCCUAUUACGCCGUCGUCUCCGUCGACGCUCAGAAGGGCGACGUCAUUACAAAGGUGCACGCGGUGGACAUGGACAGCGGCGAUAACGGAGAGGUGAGAUACGAACUGAAGAAGGGCCACGGCGAGCUGUUCAAAGUGAACCGAAAAACCGGCGAAAUAUUUCUGAAACAGAACCUGGAGGGUCACAAUCGCGAGUAUCAGCUCACGAUCGCCGCUUACGAUGGCGGUAUUACACCUUGCUCCGUCGAGGUGCCGGUGAACGUGAAGGUGAUAGAUCGUUCGAUGCCGGUGUUCGACAAGCAAUUUUACACGGACAGCGUGCUGGAAAGUAUCGAGGUGCACUCGCCUCUGGCUCUGUCCAUACAAGCUGAGUCACCGUUGAGUCGCAAGCUCAUAUACAGCAUAACCAAAGGGAACGAUUUCGAGGAAUUCGCCCUGGACUUCAAUACAGCCCCCGACAGUAACAAUGGUCCUUGUGUAAUCUAUGUGGUGGAUGAGCUGGAUUAUGAACAGAAGAAGCAGUACGAGCUGACCGUGCGAGCGACGGACAGCGUGUCCGGGGUUUAUGCGGAGGUGCUCGUUAGCAUCCUCGUGCUGGACGUGAACGACUGCCCCCCGGAAUUCACCCAGGACUCGUACAACAUUUCGGUCUCCGAGGCAGCGUCGUUCGGCACUUCUGUAUUAAAAGUCAGCACCAGGGAUAACGACACGGGUAUAAAUCAGCAAGUUCGAUACGCGAUACAAAACGACACCGAGAACAGCGCGGAUCUGUUUCACAUCGAUCCCGAGGAGGGUGUGAUAUUCUUGAAAAGAUCGUUGGAUCACGAGGCACACGAGUCGCAUCACUUCACGGUGAUCGCCACCGACCGCGGAGUACCGAGCAUCUCGAGCACCGCUCACGUUUGGGUGACUGUCAUCGACAUGAACGACAACCCACCCAAGUUCGAGCAGCCGUCCUACAUGUGUUCGCUGUCCGAGCACGCGGAACGGGGUCAAUUCGUGACGGUGGUGUCUGCCAGCGAUCCAGAUUACGUCGACGAGAAGCUUACGUACACCAUCGUGGGUGGUAACGAGCAGCAAACGUACAAUAUCGACCAAUCGACCGGCAUCAUUUCCCUGAUCAAUAUGCAGAACUUUGGCGAGAAGAAGCUCAGCAUGCUUAACGUAUCCGUCACCGACAACGUCUACACGAGCUUCACCCGCGUGAAGAUCGAAAUACUGCCCGCCAACAGGCACAAUCCCAAGUUCCCGAACCCGUUGGUAGAGGUCACCGUUUUGGAGAAUCAGCUGCCCGGACGAUUGGUCACCAGCGUGAUAGCGUCCGACGAGGACUUUGGCGACUAUGGCACGAUCGUAUACACCAUAGCGUCCGAUCUGAUGAAGGAGUACUUCGACAUAAACAGGAUGACCGGCGAAAUCGUGACGAGGAAAAAGUUGGAUCGCGAGGAACAGAAACUGUUCGAGCUGCCGGUGAUGGCCACCGAUGGGGGCGGCAGAUCGGGAUUCGUGAUGGUCAGGGUCAAGGUUGGAGAUGAGAACGAUAACUCGCCCAUGUUUCUCUUGAGGGAGUACAAGGCUAGCAUACAUGGGAACCUGACGCUGAACACACCGUUCCUGAAGGUCAAGGCUCAGGAUGCUGACGAGGACGACGCCGCCAGAAUCGUUUACUCGAUUUACGAACCCCAGACUUCCGAAACGAAAUCGCUUUUUGGUAUAAAUCCGAACACCGGGGCUAUGUUCCUGCAGAAGAACGCGGUACCUUGGGAAAAUCAACUUUUCGAGUUGUUCAUCCGCGCGGAGGACAAAGGCUCGACGACUCAUCACGCAGACGUGCCUCUCAAUAUCUACAUAAUGGGUCCACAAGACAUUCCUCCGCUUUUCGAGCGAAAAGAAGAUAAGUUCUUUAUAUCCGAAGCAUCCCCGGUCGGCACUCCGAUAACAAGACUAAAAACCGUGACCAAUAGUACGGUCACUUACAGAAUAGUUUCCGGGGAUGAAGAUUCGCCGCUUUUCACGAUCGAUUCUCACGGCCAGAUCACUCUGGCCAAACAGCUGGAUCGAGAAUUGAAAGAUAACCAUUUGAUCGGAGUUCUUGCCGAAACGGAUUCGAGUCCUCCACUGACGGCGCUCGCCAAGAUAUCGCUACAAGUGUUGGACGAAAACGACCACGCUCCAAAAUUCGAAAGCAACCCGUACAGCAUCAGUUUGGCUGAGAACAUAGACGAAGGAACGUCCAUCUUGAAGAUAAUAGCGCACGACGAAGAUUUAGGAAGCAACGGGGAGGUUCGUUACUCGUUUGGGUCCGAUAUAGGCGAAUUGGCUAACGUCUUCACGGUGGACGCUUACACGGGGUGGAUAUCGACGUUGGUUCAGCUGGACAAAGAAAAGCAACCGGAAUACAAGUUUCAGGUGGUUGCAACAGAUAACGGAAACCCGAAACACUUUGCGAGGACUUCCGUCCACGUUAAGCUGAAGGAUUACAACGAUAACGCCCCGGCGUUCGUGGACGAUCGUUACGAGGCCACGGUAAACGAAGACGCUCUGCCAGGAACUGUGGUAGUCAAGCUGAUCACAGUCGACAAAGAUUCGGACGUUAACACUCCAAUAGAGUUCUAUAUAACGUCCGGCGACUCGAGAUCGCAAUUUCAGAUUAGAUCGACGGGCGAGGUGUACGUGGCGAAGUCUCUAGACCGGGAGACCAUCGAUCGUUACGAACUCGAAAUUGUCGGCACCGAUGGCAAAUACGUCUUCAAGACAAAAGUGACGGUUCAAGUUCUGGAUGUGAACGACAAUCCGCCGUAUUGUCUCAGGUAUCGUUACAGAGAGAUCCUCUCCGAAGGAUCGCAUCCUGGCACGUACGUGCUGACUGUCCUCGCCACGGAUUACGACGAUGAACCGAACGCCAAAUUGCGUUUCUAUUUAACGGGCGAUAACAACGACAAAUUCUUUCUGGACAAGGAGACCGGCGUCCUGAAGACCAUCGGCCAACUAGAUCGAGAGACCCAAGCAAGAUACUCGCUCACCGCCCACGUACAGGACAGAGACAAGCCAUCUUGGGAAUGUUCCUCUCAGCUAGAAAUACUGAUUUCAGAUCUGAACGAUAACGCACCGAAAUUCACGAUGCAGACCUACAGCGCCACGCUGCCCGAAGACGUGGAAGUCGGUACCCUGGUGACCAAGGUCCACGCCACCGACAACGACAUCGGGAUUAAUCGCAAGAUCAGAUACGAGUUCAUCGAUUCCGCGGAUGGGCACUUCCUCAUUGCGGCGGACAGCGGUAUCGUCACGCUCGGCAAACCGCUGGACAGAGAAACGAAAGCUAUGUACAACGUCACCAUACAGGCCCUGGACCAGGGUACGCCGCAGCUGACCAGCGUGACAUCGCUGGUCGUCAACGUGCAAGAUAUUAACGACAAUCCCCCGGAGUUUGCCUCCAAGGUCCACUUCUCCAAAGUGCCCGAGAUAUAUGCGGUCGGUACGGAAGUGGCGAGGGUCCUCGCCACAUCCAAAGACACCGGCGUCAACGCGGACGUUUACUACUCGAUCGUGGGUGGAAACGAGCACAAAAAGUUUCAGAUAGACGCGCGCACCGGCGUCAUCACCAUCGCGGAACAGCUGGACUACGAGCGUGCGCGCGACUACUUUCUGACUAUUCAAGCCGUCGACGGAGGCAUUCCGCCGUUGAGUAAUCAUGCUACAGUCAACAUCACUGUGAUCGAUAGCAACGAUAACGCCCCCGUCUUCAGCGAAGUUUCGUACAGGACUUCCGUGAGGGAGGACGCAAAGAUCGGCGAGAAAGUUACACAGAUAUUCGCGAACGACAUGGACAGCGAGGAAAACGGAAACGUGUCUUACUUCAUCGAGCGUGGCGACAGGCAAAAGCAAUUCUCGAUCGAUCAAAAAACGGGACAAGUAACCGUGGCGGCGCCAUUGGACCGGGAAGAAAUCUCCAACUACGUGCUGGAAGUUCACGCCCGCGACAGUGGUAUACCGAUGCUCUCUAGCUUCGUGAUGGUAAACAUCGAGAUUUUAGAUGCAAAUGACAACCCACCACUGUUCUCCCUUUCGAAUUAUACCGCCGUGGUGCAAGAGGACAAGCCCUUGGGCCAUACCGUGCUGCAGUUCGUCGUUACAGAUGCAGAUAUCGAACCGAACGCCGAUCCGUACACGUUCGACUUCCGUUCUGGGAACGAGGGCGACGCCUUUAGGUUGGAGCAAGACGGCACGCUACGAACGGCGACCAAGUUCAACAACAGAGUUAAAGACAAAUACGUGUUGCACAUACGCGUUUUCGACAACGGCAGUCCGCCUCUAUAUUCCGACUCGUGGGUCGUGAUCAAAGUCAUCGAAGAAUCCCAGUAUCCGCCGGUGGUCACGCCAUUAGAAGUGAUCGUAAAUUCUUACAUGGACGAGUAUCCAGGAGGUAUCAUAGGAAAGGUUCACGCGACCGAUCAAGAUCAAUACGACACUCUCACGUACAACCUGAUACCAUCGUCUCCGAUACCGAACGAACUGUUCCAAAUAGACAAAAUCGACGGCACCCUGGUUGCUCUCCCGCGAUUGGACGUCGGCGAGUACAGGGUGAACAUCAGCGUAACGGACGGGAAAUUUCAUUCCACUUCCGUUGUGAAGGUGAACGUUGAUCUCGUGAGCGAGAAGAUGCUAGAGAACUCCGUGAUCAUUCGAUUCAGAGAAGUGAGUCCCGAGGACUUCAUACUGAGCCAUCGCAAAGGAUUCGUCAGGACAGUGCGCAACGCGAUGAACUGCAGACUGAAGGACAUAAUCGUUAUCAGCGUUCAGCCGUCUUCGGACGAGGCGAAUUUGAUAAAGUCUCGAGCUAUUCGCCAGGCCGUGCACAACGACUUGGAUCUAUUGUUCGCGGUGAAAAAGAGCGGCGGUGGCGCGGGAUCCGCGGGAUUCUACGCUUCUGAGAGUAUCCGGGAGGCGCUGAACCAGCACAUCGAGGAACUAGAAGAGUCCACGAAACUGGUGGUCGAAGAAAUCGUUAGAUUUAAAUGCAACAAAGGCUACUGCGUGUACGGAGACUGUCAGGACAAGAUCGUUCUCGAUCUCGAGCAAAUCACGCCCGUGGCCACCGACGUGAUGAGCUUCGUAUCGCCGCGACACAAGCACAAAAUGGAAUGUAACUGCAAAGAGGGCUACGCUGGCAAUCAUUGCGAGAUGGUUGUCAACGAGUGCGCCAGGGAUCCCUGUCCAUUGUUCAAAGUGUGCGUACCAGACUCCUCCGUGCAGGGCUACUCUUGCCAAUGCCCCGAAGGCUUCGCCGGGCAGACCUGUGACAUUGACAUCUCCAAGUGCCACGACGAAUCCUGUUACAUACCGCGAAAUCCGAUAUCCUUCAGCGGAAAGAGCUACGCUCGCUACAGGAUCGACAAAACCCUCAUCCGGCAAAUAAUCGAGGACCGUCUGAGUUUAUCUUUGAGGAUCAGGACGGUGCAGCUGACUGGAAACUUGAUGUACGCGGCCGGCAAAGUCGACUACAACAUCCUGGAAGUGGUGAACGGGGUUGUGCAGUACAAAUUCGAUCUGGGUAGCGGAGAGGGCUUGGUCCGCGUGAGCAGCGUGUACGUGAGCGACGGACAAUGGCACGAGAUCCAAUUGGAACGGGAAAGCAACAGCGCCAGGUUGACCGUAGACGGAAAACACGUAGCUCAUGGCUCGGCGCCGGGCAUCAACGACAUUCUGAAUCUUCAAUCGGACGAUCUCUACUUGGGCGCCGAGGUGAGGCAACAUCCGUCGAUUCUGGGCUUCGAGGACGUUCAACGGGGCUUCAUCGGAUGCAUGGACGACGUCAGGAUCGCCAGAGUGUCUGUGCCUUUGCACAUGAGCGGCGCCAGUAGCGUGGCUGUCUUGAAGCGUUUUGCGAAUGUCGAGUUCAGCUGCGACGCCACCAUCGUGUUGAUACCUCCAGGCAUCUGUGGCUCGCAGCCCUGUCAGAAUGGUGGCACGUGUAAGGAUUCCGGCGGCGAUACUUACGAAUGUCAAUGUCACAGCAGAUUCGCGGGUCUGGCUUGCGAGAUCGAUUCCGAUCCGUGUGCCUCUUCCCCUUGUCUGUAUGGUGGUCGUUGCAAGAUCGUGCCGGAAGGAAGCGACUACACCUGCGAGUGCGUCGGUCCCAGCCUCAGUGGCAAACGCUGCGAGUUCGGAAGAUACUGCAGCCCGAACCCUUGCAUCCACGGUGGCGUCUGCGAGGAAGGUAACAACGGUCCGAUAUGCAAAUGUCAGGGAUUCACGGGGGAGCGUUGCGAGACCGAUGUGAACGAAUGCGAUGCAAACCCGUGCACCAACGGGGGCACCUGCGUAAACGAAAUCGGGACGUACAGAUGCAUCUGUCCGCCGAACAUGACCGGUUUGAACUGCGGGAACCCUGCGUACUCGACACCGAUCAUAUCGAGUCACUUCAACAUCACGUGGGAACAGCUAAUGUGGAUAGGCGUCGCGGUGGUGUUGAACCUUUUCCUGAUAAUCGUGUUCUUCGCGUAUCGACGGAUCAGAAUGAAGCGCACCAGGGCGCGAGCGAACAACAUCAACAACGAGACCAGGAAACAGAUCGUCCUGAACUCGGCCAGGCCGCACGAGCACGAAUUCAAGCGCAGCUCGAAGCUGAGCAACUUGGAAGUAAUACAGAGAGAACCUCCCCAAUGCCCUCCCAGACCCGCAUCCUACACACCCAGCUCGAACAACGAGCCAGCCGCGUACAGUAACUCGGCGGCAGUGGCUCUGAAUAAUCUGGACACUCUGCGCAGCUACGGUAGCGCUGGCGACGAGCUGGAAAAUUUCCCGCCAGAUUAUUUGAGAAACCUAAACCGCAGCACUCCCGUGCCCCCUCCAUCCUUAACUCUCGCUAACCCGGUCGGCGGAAACGCUACAGGCAGCGACACGGAUAGCCUCCAUAAGCCGACCUGGCAAGAGCAGAUGCAACUAGCUUCCUUCAUCACGGACACGACCAAGAUCAAGAACGACCUGAAACGAGCGAGCCCAGUGGUACCAGAGCUGACCACUGGAGGACUUCUACUAAAUUCUUCUCGACGCGUGCCUCAUGGAGGUGGGACCUCCGUUGCCUCCAUGAUGUCCAUCGAGGAUGAUCCUCGUAUUGUCGGCGGGUAUCACUGGGACUGUUCAGACUGGGUCAGGCCAAGUCAAAACCCCCUACCUAACAUCACGGAGGUACCUGGAAGCGAAGUUCCAGACUCGUCCAGCUUCCACAGCAAUGAGAGUAACGAAUCAAACACUCCUCAGUUACCGUCAGUGCACGGCUCUGUAGAUCCGGCGAGAGACAUCGAAACAUUGAACGAGGAUCAAGAAUCAGAAUACGUCGGUGACUCUGAAUGCGGGACCGAGUUCUCGGAACAGUACCAUUGCACGGAAACGCAACGGUUGAACCCUCUCGAUAGCGGCGGCGAAGGGGAAUACAAAUACAAGGGUUCCGAGAGUUAUCUACGUCAUCCGAACUCUUACCUGCCGCAUUACAAUAUUCACACGGACACGGAGAACGAAACGAACCCGUUAAACGGACGUCUUAGUACGCUAGAAUCCGACGAGGAGGAAGACGAUGUAGUGCCUUAUGGUUUCCCAAGCACCCGGCGCAACCGAUGCCACAAGGGUGACGACGUCGACGAGAUCGGUUCGGUGAUCACCACGCUGGAGGAAAGGAAUUCGUUAUUGGGCGGUGCCACGAGCAACAGCGACUUAUCCACCAAUCUAUGCGAGAUUGACGAUUCGGAGUACGAGAUCGCCGAUCAGAAGAGCAACGGCCGCCUGUGGUUGUCGGGGAACGGUAUCACGCAAACCUCGGUGUGACGAAUAGUGGUGGCACCGUUUAUAAACAGACUGUACGUGAUCGUGUUUUUCUGUGCUUCUUGAGUAAGAGAUCGGGUGCGAAUGUUUGUGAAUAUACGACAAUUUUGUACAUACAUAUUAUCAGCAUAGGUAGAGAGAAGAAAAGAGUGUACAGAGGCAGCUACGGAAGAAACUUGGCGGACGAGCCGACAGUAUGGUAUUCGCAUACUGAGCCAACGAUGUACCUUGCUCCGCGCAGGUGCAUCGUGCCUCAAAUCUCCUAUGUAGGUAGAGCUUAGGUACUAACGUACUUAAUUCUGCGAUCCUUGAAGAAAUUAUAUGGAGCGACGAGGACGUAAUUUUUUGGGGAACGAUAAAUAAUUACCAGGUUCUUUUAACGAUUGGACACGAGUUCACGGGUUCCACGCGAAUUGUUUAAUUGAAAAAUUUUAUUGUAUUCGACGAUUCUUACGCCGUGGACCAUCAAGCGUCUUGAUAAUUUGUCGUAUCGCGAAACAUUAAUCUUUCUUUAUCUACCAAAGGGGAUGAGGUUUAGUAAAAAGAAAAAAAAGAUGGAUAUAUACAUAUAUAUAUUAUGGCAACUAUGCGCAACUAUUACAGGUAAGAAGUUAUCUUGGUUAAGGAUAAAAUUCGUUACUUGGGAGAAGUAAAUUUAAUCACGACCGCGUCGUCAGACCAAUGACUAUUAUUUAAUGACCUAUCGUUUAAACUUAAAUGUUAUCCGCAACUAUAAUUCCAGUGCAAACAAAAAAAAAAAAAAAUGGUACAUAGGUACAUUUAUGUAUUUUUACUAUUUGCUAACCGACUUUAUUUUGGUUACGUACGAGAUGAACCGACGGACUACUUAAUAAUAUAAAUAUAAGUACAGCGUAGUCUAGCAAGUAAACGAAUUGACUCUAGUGAAAAAAAAACAGUGCUCUGCUUCUAGGGCGAAUAUAUGUGCAUGACUGCUGGCGUUUACUGCAGCGAAGCACAAUAGUUAAAAAGAUAUGAAAUAUUUUUACUGUGAUGAUAAUAAUGUUUAUACGAUGAUCAAAUACUAUGACUUGUAUGAUAACGAUUGUAAUAUUAACUAUCCGACGUUUUAUAAAAGAAAAGAAAUGAAGAAAAAGCGGAGUACAUCCCUCCUCCGCCAUGUACGUAAGCUAAGUCAACGUUCCGUUCGUUUAAACUUCUUUUUUUCUGUUUUAAUACGUUUUUUUUUUUAUUCACUUUCGUUUACUUUAAAUUUCUUCUUCCAUCAGUCACCAUCAUGUUCGACGAACAUAACUGCAUACAUGGUGCUACUACUUACAUCACGCUUUAACAUUUUAUCUACUCUUUAAUAAGACUGCUCAGCGAUGCGAAAUAUACGCAGCUCAUUAACGCUCUUUACCAUGAAUUACUCAUAGUUCUCACGCUAUUAAUUUCAUUGUCAGAAUCUGUCCACGUAAUUAUAACGAAACAUUUUUUAAACUGCCAACUAACUCUUAAUGCCAUACAAACAAUGCAUUUCCCUUGAUUGAUUUUGUGUAGUUGAGCGCGACACACAAUGGAUCAAGAAACUGUUAUUUCCGUGCCUAAUGUCUUUUGAAACACUGUGUACUUCCAUGCGAGAUACAUUUUAGUUGAGCAAAUAUCUAGGCGGCAGCUUAAUCGGGUGAAGUGUACACGUUUUUUUUUAUAUAUAUACAUGUACGUAGAAGUUUCCUGUCAAAUUCACUUUUUAUGUUCCUGUUCUGUAAAGGACGCUAGCCAUCUUACUCUAUAUUUAGUGGGAUAAAUGAGUAAACCACGUUAAUAAUAAUGCGAAACAGGGUGACUUCUCUUUUGCGUUGACCAAGAGAAAAAUAAAUUGUCUCGUUCUUGCGUAAGUUCGAAACAGCUGUGCUUCCCGCCACUGAACUUUCAACGCAACACUUACACGGAUACAAUUGAACUUAGAUAAUUUAUUCUAUAUUAGAAUGAAAUAAGAAUAUUGUACAGUUUUAACUUAACAAAUUGUAUCGGAAUCAACAUCAACGCGCAAUGAAAGUUUCAGCACAUGACGAAGCGCAGCAAGUUCUUAACUGUUAAGAUUAAUUUUAUUUUUUACGAAUCAAUAAAGAACACGUAUUGGUUAAAGAAGACUGUAAAGUGACGCGGAUGAUUGAAACGAUCGUACGUUCCCAAAUAUUGUACCAAUCAGUUUGUAAUCACGCGGCGAUCGUAAAGUAUUUGGUUGUAAAGAUAUGAUAGAGAACACGCAAUAUUUUUUAGAGCUUCUGAUCGAUUAGCAAUAUUAAGUUUUUUUUUUUUCAUGAAACGUUCUCGUAAGAGUAAUAUUUAAUGAUUUAAUAUGAUUAACAAUUCAAGCAAUCGGAAUUGAUCGAUGAAACAUAAUACUUCUUUUGUGUGCGUUUACUUUUUUAUUUUCCGAACUACUUAUUAUUGACAUUUUGUACUUGAUUAUAAUUUACAAACUAAUAAAUAGUUCCGUUUACUUCUCACGUUAUCACGAACUUGCCAUAAUUGUACAAUUGUGAAGAAGUAGAAAAUGAAUUAACACGAGAAAAAAAAAAAUAUGUGGGUACAACUUCCAAAUUUACCGUAACACUUAGC
This is a messenger RNA of Colletes gigas, 17194 nucleotides long. RefSeq names its product fat-like cadherin-related tumor suppressor homolog (gene kug). Gene Ontology annotation, molecular function: calcium ion binding. Gene Ontology annotation, biological process: homophilic cell-cell adhesion. The record is from RefSeq and is a predicted model, not a curated record. Bases 197 to 14614 code for a protein of 4805 amino acids. Lineage: Eukaryota; Metazoa; Arthropoda; Insecta; Hymenoptera; Colletidae. The transcript is spliced from 25 exons. Gene Ontology annotation, cellular component: plasma membrane.